Messenger RNA from Osmia bicornis bicornis, 807 nucleotides. RefSeq lists its product as uncharacterized. The record is from RefSeq and is a predicted model, not a curated record. The transcript has a single exon. The coding region runs from base 1 to 807 and encodes 268 amino acids. Lineage: Eukaryota; Metazoa; Arthropoda; Insecta; Hymenoptera; Megachilidae.
AUGGCCGAAUCCUCGAAUGGUGUCGACGGAAGCGUGGACCGUGCAUCCCGCGUUCCGCCAUAUAUUAGGGGCGACCCUGCAUUGUGGUUCGUACAAUUAGAGACAUAUUUUGCAGUUUCGCGGUACACCGAUGAAGAAACGCAAUUUCGUAUAGUGAUCAUGAACGUAACCGGUGACGUACUUAUGGCAGUGCGUGAUUUAGCCACAAAUCCGCUUGUGACCGGAAAAUACGACGCAAUCAAGAAGCGUAUCUUGGACUCCUUCGGCGAAUCGCAGGAGGUUCAAUUGCGUCGGCUGCUGCAUAAGCAGGAGUUGGGCAGUGACAAGCCUUCAGUGUUCCUGUGUAAAUUGCGCGCGCUAGCAGGUGAAAGGUGUCCAGAUAAUUCAUUACGUACUUUAUUUUUAGAACGUUUGCCAGAAAAGGUGCGGACAAUUCUGGCGGUUAGUGUCAACGCGGAUUUGCCGAUGCUCGCUGAACAAGCGGACAGAAUCUGCGAGCAGUUCGGUGUACUGGACUCAGCUGUUCUGGCUUGCGAAGUGUGUGCGAUCGUAAAGGCGCCUCCAACUCUAGCGGAUUCCGGUGAUCUGGUCAAGAUCAACGCUCAAUUAAACGAAAUAUGUACGCGGCUCAGCAGACUCGAUGCUCUUGCGCGUCGACCGAGUCGCUCCAGUUCGCGCGGAAGAAGCCCGUCUCGACCCAGGACUCAAUCUGAAGAUGGACUGUGCUACGUCCACCGUAAGUAUGGUGACAGGGCUCGGCAUUGCCAUGCGUCGUGCUCGUGGGCUGCAAGGCAGUCGGAAAACUAG